AAGAUGAGUUUAUUUCCUGUACACUAAUCAUAUGCUUUAUUGAAAUCACUGACAGACAUCUGACCACUUAAAACUUAAGCUUACAGAUUUAAAGAUGACUUAGAGCACAGAAUGUUUGAAUUCAGUGGGAGUUUUUUUUUUUUUUUUUUUUUUUUUUUUCAGGGUAUGUAGGUAAGAGGUCCUGCAAAGUCCCUUUUGAAAACUAGUAAUAUUCCUAUUUGAUUUGUUAGUCAACCUGUCUUAGAAAUUGUCAUAGAUCUUCUAAGGAAGGAUACUGAUUGGCUCAGAAGUUACAAGUUGUCUCACCUGUGAGAUUAUGUCCUCUUUGGUAGUGAUGUGGAAGAACGGUUACGCUAAUGAGCAUGGUAUUUAUAAUAGUAGUUGAAAAGCUAUUUAAAUGCUUGCUAUAAUUAUUAUUUUGAAAAUGUGUUCUUAAUUGAUUAGUCUGUUAUCAGCAUGGCAACCUGCAGGCAGGCAUGGCACUGGAGAAGGAGCUGAGAGUCCUACAUCCUGAUCGGAAGGCAGCCAGGAGAGGACAGUCUUCCACAGGCAUCCAGGAAGAAGGUUCUUUUCCACACGAGGAGGAGCUUGAGAAUAGGACCUCAAAGCUCACCCCUGGUGAUGAACUUCCUCUGACAAGGGCACACCUCCUAAGAGUACCACUUCCCAUGGGCCAAGUAUUUUGAAACCACCACAUUUAUAGAACCUGUUAAUCCUUUAUGCACUACUACAGUUACAGGGGUAUAUCCCAUCAUAGAAAGCAGGUAUAGCAACUGAAGUGUUUCUCAAGUUGCUUUGUUACAGCCAUGGAGUGAGCCUAGGCAACCACUCCAGAACCUAUGGCAUUAUUUAACUCAGUUUCACUCUUAGCAUUUCUACCCUGCCAAUCUUUCACUUAAAAAAAAAAAUAAAGACAAAACAAAAGCCCUGAUCUCUAUGCCAUCACUUUCUAGGUGCUUUCAUAGGAAAAUCAGAACAGCACCCCAGCUGUUGGUGGUAGUGACGUGUGCCAGCUAAAACUGAGGUUUGCAUUGGUGGAGCAUCUUGCCUACGUUUAUAGAGAUUCUUAGUUUGCUAGAGCUUUCAUAAUAAAGUACUCAGGUUGCUUAAAAACAAGUUUGUUUUUGUUUCGUUUUUUUUUUCCCUCACAGUUACAUAGACCAAGACAAGGUCUGGCACAUUUGGUUUCUUAUCUUUUGGACUUGAAGCUGGUCACCCUUUUUGUCCUCCCAUGGCCUUUCCUGUAUUUGUGGGCAUACUUUAUGAUGUUCCCACUCCUUCUUAUUAGUAUAACCGUUAUACUGGAUUAGAGGCCACCCUGAUAGUCUCUCUGUAUAUCAAUGGUGAGGUAGAAAUCACAUCCAUGGACUUAGACGUAUCUUCAUGUUUGUGAUCUAUUACUGACCAUGACUCUGUCAGACACAGAAAUGGUUUUGUUAAGUUCUGGUUCAUGUGCCCUUAGGUGCCUAAUGGCCUUAUUGUUUUGACAAUCAUUUUCUAAAAAUCACUUUGAAUACAGGCACAUUGUGCAGUACUUAUAUUCAACACGUGAAUUUUGAAUUCUACAUGGAUACUGACCUGAAUACAUAGUAAUUCCGCGGUCCAGCCAAGAUCUGAACUAUCAUCUGCAUGACCUCUACUCCAAAUAUUUUCCACAGGAUGCAAAAUGUCCUGGGGAGCAUCAGACCUGAGACUUGAGAGGUCACUUAAGCAACAUUGACGAACUCCCGCUAUGCACUACUAAGGAAGGGGUGUAACACUCAUCAAGAUUGAUACCAGUUUCAACAUGUUUACAGUCUACUGCUGGAAGUGAUAAAAAUUAAACAGGCAAUUAAAUUGCCUUCAGUAAAAUACGACUUUACUAAAAUGCAAAAGUCCGUAAUUUUACACAUUGAGGGAAUGCUAAACUGUAAACCACCUGUUUGGACAUAGAUACGUUUUUGCUAAAAUUUGACUUCUGAUAGACUUCAGCUGUAAAUGAAUUUUUUUCCCCAGAAAUUAUCUACUUCUAUCCCUUCCUUUUUUUUUUUUUUCUUAGACAAGGCCAUGUGAGUCUUGAGCUUGUGAUAUUCCUGCCCAUCUCCCAGAUAUUUGUGCCACCAUGUCGGGCUAUCUAUUGUUUCUUAUCAAUCUUUUUACUGGGUUUGAAUAAUUACAAUACCGUCCAUCAAAAUUGAGCCAUUGUAUGCUAAGUGCUUUGCCCAUAUUCACUCUGCUCGGUAAAAGAUUGUUCUUUUGUACUGCUUACAGAUGACGGAGAAGAAAUUCUGAAGAAACGUAAUCUCCACAGAGCUAACUCUAUAGUAAGGCCUCAAAGGGCUGCAUUCGAUUUAGAAUGUGCAUAUCGUGUCUUUUCCUGGCUCUACUCUGCCCCAAGUCAUUUUUCCCAAUUGUGGAACUCAAAGUUUCAGAUGCUGGAGGAAAUUCAAAGUUAAGCACUGCGUUGUACUGCCAUCCAGUUACUGCACGUUGUGAAAAUAUUUGCCUUCACCAAAGUCAAGAUGCUCAUCUUUCCGUUCUUUUCUUGUCGAACCCAAUACUUGGCGCCAAAUCGGCAAAGCUGGGGAGGCAAUGGGGAGACUGAUACUGAAAAUGCACAAAGGAGACCUCACUCCAUUAAGAAAGCCAAUAUGUGCAAACACUUUUUGCGCCUAACAGUCAGCCGAACAGAGGCACAGAUUCAAAACCGAAUCGCCACACACACUGACUUCGGGAGUGCUCGGGCGUGGGAUUUACGUGUCAAGUGUCAACGCGGGAAUCCCAACCCUCGCGUUCACUUGGAAGCCAAGAGGUUUCAUCGUUUGGUCAGCGGGAGAAAUCACUCGCGACCGGAGGAAGGCUCGGCGCUGGCGUCACCGGUGCUGCUUCUCAGUACUUUUAGGCGUGCCAGUACUGGGGCUGAAACCUUUCUGCUCCUCCCACCACAUUUAAAUUCCGCUGUUCUUUCGGGAGACCGGGUCCGCUCCGGAAGUGCGUCAGCGCCGUGUUCCUCCUUCAAGCCCUGGUGACAGCGGGUUCCAGGCGGAGAGCGGUGGGCUCUGCGUGAGUUGGUGGCGCUGCGUGCUGGUGCGGGGCGCGUCCUUUAUCCUAACGGGAAACAAAGGCCCCGCGAGCCCGGCCGAGAGAGAGCGCCUGCGCCAUGGGAGUGCAGGGGCUGUGGAAGCUGCUGGAGUGCUCGGGCCACCGGGUCAGCCCGGAGGCGCUGGAGGGCAAGGUGCUGGCCGUGGAUAUUAGCAUUUGGCUAAACCAAGCACUUAAAGGAGUCCGAGAUAGCCAUGGGAAUGUGAUAGAAAAUGCUCAUCUUCUCACAUUAUUCCACCGGCUCUGCAAACUCUUGUUUUUUCGUAUCCGCCCUAUUUUUGUAUUUGAUGGUGAUGCUCCGCUGCUAAAGAAACAGACCUUGGCAAAGAGAAGGCAGAGGAAGGAUUCUGCAUCCAUUGACUCGAGAAAAACCACCGAGAAACUUCUGAAAACCUUUCUGAAGAGACAGGCUCUGAAAACUGCUUUCAGAAGCUCAAGGCAAGAGGAAGACCACAGUGGCUGCAGACACUCAUUGGACUCUGCUGUUCUCUCUUUUUGUCUCAUUUAACAAUAGACAUGAAGCGCCACCCAGUCUCACUCAGGUUCAAAGACAGGAUGACAUCUAUGUUUUGCCACCUUUACCAGAGGAAGAAAAACACAGUUCAGAAGAGGAAGAUGAAAAGCAAUGGCAAGCAAGAAUGGAUCAAAAACAAGCAUUGCAGGAAGAAUUCUUUCAUAAUCCUCAGGCCAUAGAUAUCGAGUCUGAGGACUUCAGCAGCCUGCCUCCUGAAGUAAAGCAUGAGAUCUUGACUGACAUGAAAGAGUUUACCAAGCGAAGGCGAACACUGUUUGAAGCAAUGCCAGAGGAGUCUAAUGACUUUUCACAGUACCAGCUGAAAGGCUUGCUGAAGAAGAACUACCUAAACCAGCACAUAGAAAAUGUCCAAAAGGAAAUGAACCAGCAGCAUUCAGGGCAAAUCCAGAGGCAAUAUCAAGAUGAGGGAGGCUUUCUGAAGGAAGUGGAGUCCAGGAGAGUGGUCUCUGAAGACACCUCACAUUACAUCUUGAUAAAAGGUAUUCAAGGUAAGAAAGUCAUGGAUGUGGAUUCAGAAUCUCUUCCUUCCUCCAGCAACGUACACAGUGUGUCUUCCAACCUGAAGUCAUCACCCCACGAGAAAGUGAAGCCGGAGAGAGAGCCAGAGGCCGCGCCUCCUUCUCCAAGAACUCUACUGGCUAUUCAGGCAGCCAUGCUGGGAAGUAGCUCAGAAGAUGAGCCAGAGAGUAGAGAGGGAAGGCAGUCUAAGGAGAGGAACUCAGGGGCCACUGCAGAUGCAGGUUCCAUCUCACCCCGGACCUGUGCAGCUAUUCAGAAAGCUCUGGAUGAUGAUAACGAUGAGAAAGUGUCUGGCAGCAGUGAUGAUCUAGCAGAGAAAAUGCUGCUUGGAAGUGGGCUGGAGCAGGAGGAGCAUGCUGAUGAAACGGCAGAAAGAGGUGGAGGCGUGCCAUUUGACACAGCGCCUCUCACACCCAGUGUGACUGAGGUAAAGGAGUGUGUAACCAGUGGCAGCAGUGCAAACGGACAGACAGACUCAGCUCAUUCAUUUACAACCGCGAGUCACCGAUGUGAUACUCCAAAAGAAACAGUGUCUCUUGCUCGUGCCGUGAAAGAAGCAUCUCAGAUAAGCAGUGAAUGUGAGGUGGAGGGUAGGCCAGCUGCCCUCUCACCAGCAUUCAUAGGAACUCCAAGCAGUCAUGUCUCUGGAGUCCUCAGUGAAAGGGAACCCACCCUGGCACCUCCGACGACAAGAACACAUUCUGAUCAGGGGAUAGACAUACACCCUGAAGAUCCUGAGCUACAAAACGGACUCUACCCACUUGAGACCAAGUGUAAUUCCUCUCGCCUUUCAAGUGACGAUGAAACAGAAGGUGGGCAAAACCCUGCUCCCAAAGCAUGUAGUACAGUUCAUGUCCCUGCAGAGGCAAUGAGUAACUUAGAAAAUGCGUUGCCUUCUAAUGCUGAAGAACGUGGAGAUUUCCAGGAAACCAUCCAGCUACGGGAGGUGCCUGAGGCUGCUGCCAGGGAGCUGAUUUCAGCUCCAAAGCCCAUGGGACCAAUGGAGAUGGAGUCUGAAGAAAGCGAGUCUGAUGGAAGUUUCAUUGAGGUGCAGAGUGUGGUCAGCAAUAGUGAACUUCAAACAGAGUCAUCCGAGGCUUCUACACAUCUCUCUGAAAAAGAUGCAGAGGAACCAAGAGAAACUCUGGAGGAAGGAACCUCCAGGGACACAGAGUGCCUCCUACAGGACAGCUCUGACAUUGAGGCAAUGGAAGGACACAGAGAAGCUGACAUAGAUGCUGAGGACAUGCCCAACGAAUGGCAAGAUAUUAAUUUGGAGGAACUGGAUGCCCUGGAAAGUAACCUCUUAGCAGAACAGAAUUCACUGAAAGCGCAAAAACAGCAGCAAGAUCGGAUUGCUGCCUCUGUAACAGGCCAGAUGUUUCUGGAAAGCCAGGAACUCCUGCGCCUGUUUGGCGUUCCCUACAUCCAGGCUCCCAUGGAGGCAGAGGCACAGUGUGCCAUGUUGGACCUCACUGACCAGACUUCUGGAACGAUUACUGACGAUAGUGAUAUCUGGCUGUUUGGGGCCCGGCAUGUCUAUAAGAAUUUUUUUAACAAAAACAAGUUUGUAGAGUACUAUCAAUAUGUGGACUUUUACAGUCAACUAGGACUGGACCGUAACAAGCUAAUCAACUUGGCCUAUCUACUGGGCAGUGACUAUACGGAAGGGAUACCAACUGUAGGCUGUGUAACAGCCAUGGAGAUUCUCAAUGAAUUCCCUGGACGAGGCCUGGACCCACUCCUAAAAUUCUCAGAGUGGUGGCACGAAGCUCAAAAUAACAAGAAGGUUGCAGAAAAUCCCUAUGACACCAAAGUGAAAAAAAAAUUACGGAAGUUGCAGCUGACACCUGGUUUCCCCAACCCGGCAGUUGCAGAUGCUUACCUCAGGCCUGUGGUGGAUGACUCCAGGGGAUCGUUCCUGUGGGGCAAGCCUGAUGUGGACAAGAUUAGAGAAUUUUGUCAGAGGUAUUUUGGCUGGAACAGGAUGAAGACCGAUGAAUCCCUGUAUCCAGUACUAAAGCACCUGAAUGCCCAUCAGACCCAGCUCCGGAUUGAUUCCUUUUUUAGACUAGCUCAGCAGGAAAAACAAGAUGCCAAACUCAUAAAGAGUCAUAGGCUAAACAGAGCAGUGACAUGUAUACUGAGGAAAGAACGGGAAGAGAAAGCUCCUGAGCUGACAAAAGUGACUGAGGCCCUGGAUGAUGCAAAAGGAAAAACCCAGAAAAGAGAGCUACCAUAUAAAAAAGAGACUUCAGUUCCAAAAAGAAGGAGACCUUCAGGCAAUGGUGGGUUUCUAGGGGACCCCUACUGCUCAGAAUCACCCCAGGAAUCUUCCUGUGAGGAUGGAGAAGGUUCAUCUGUGAUGAGUGCACGACAGAGAAGUGCAGCUGAGUCGUCAAAAAUCAGCUGCUCAGAUGUGCCUGACUUAGUGAGAGACCCUCCUCAUGGGAGGCAAGGCUGUGUGUCCACUAGUAGCUCCAGCGAGGAUGAUGAGGACAAAGCCAAGACUGUCCUAGUGACUGCUAGACCUGUAUUUGGGAAGAAAAAACUGAAACUAAAGAGUAUGAAGAGAAGGAAAAAGAAAACCUAAUUUAAAGAGAAAAAAAAAAGUCAUUUAGAAACAGAAAGUGCUUACAAUGUAUUGAGAGCAUAAGAUUAAAUCUAUUUGUAUAAUCUCUAUUUUGAA
Messenger RNA from Mus musculus (house mouse), 6824 nucleotides. RefSeq names its product excision repair cross-complementing rodent repair deficiency, complementation group 5 (gene Ercc5). Gene Ontology annotation, molecular function: single-stranded DNA binding; DNA binding; hydrolase activity, acting on ester bonds. The record is from RefSeq and is a predicted model, not a curated record. Bases 3720 to 6728 code for a protein of 1002 amino acids. Gene Ontology annotation, cellular component: nucleus; chromosome. The transcript is spliced from 15 exons. NCBI's taxonomy places the organism in Eukaryota, Metazoa, Chordata, Mammalia, Rodentia, Muridae. Gene Ontology annotation, biological process: nucleotide-excision repair; response to UV.